AUGGAAGGAGCGGGAAUGGAAAAUAAAGGCCGCGGGCAUGGCUCACAGACGGGAGAGUCUACUCCUCGACACUGGGCUCCUGGCCAUGACACUGAGCAGACCCAAUCCAGGCAGAUGGGCCGAUCCAGUUCCCCCAGGCCCAUGAUGAAGGCUAAGCCCAAGCUCGUUAGUCCGAAAGGCUUUCCGGUCCGCAAAUCUCCUAUUACCCGCAUUGGGGGUGGACCGCAUAAGCUGAGGCGGUUAAGCCCGGAACUGGGUCCUACUCGCCCCCUGGAGGAUGGGAACAGAGACAGGCCGAGGCAGGCCUAG
Molecule: messenger RNA, 309 nt
Organism: Linum trigynum
Lineage: Eukaryota; Viridiplantae; Streptophyta; Magnoliopsida; Malpighiales; Linaceae
Source: the annotation of a GenBank genome assembly